CCCCACAAAGUCGUCUUUUUCACUAUGGCUACUUUACUCUCCUUCGUUCUUCUCUCUUCUCUAACCCUGUCCCUCGUCUUAAUUCUGGUCUCAGGAGACACCCUCGAACGUGAUUUCUUGCGUCAAAAGAAAGAAAAACUAACUCAUUUUCAAGUGUAUUGGCACGACAUCGUGGAUGGCAAAGAUCCGACUUCGGUCCUAGUCAUGAAUCCUCCGAACAACACGUCGCCAACAGGAUUCGGACAAAUGCGUAUGAUCGAUAACCCUUUAACGCUUACCCCAAAAUUAAGCUCCAAAAUGGUGGGAAGGGCACAAGGGUUUUAUGCAGCAACAUCUAAAGAAGAGUUGGGAUUGUUGAUGGCUAUGAAUUUCGCUAUUACUGAUGGGAAAUACAAUGGAAGCACGAUCACCGUGUUUGGGAGAAACUCGGUGCUUGAUAAGGUGAGGGAGAUGCCGGUGAUCGGAGGAAGUGGACAUUUCCGAUUUGCCAGAGGUUAUGCUCAGGCAAGAACGCAUGUCUUUGAUCUAAAGAGUGGGAAUGCUAUUGUCGAGUAUAAUUGUUAUGUUUUGCACUAUUGAUUUUUAAUUAGUUUUUUUUUUAUUGUAUGGUUUUUCCUCUUCACAUAGUGGUGGUGAGACAGACUUUUCCUUUCACUUUAGCGAUGACGAUCUAUCUCCCUUUUGAAGUUUUCAUAUAGCACCGUAUGUACACAAAGUUUCAGGUCUAGUUCUAGUUCUCCGUCAAA
Molecule: messenger RNA, 746 nt
Organism: Eutrema salsugineum
Lineage: Eukaryota; Viridiplantae; Streptophyta; Magnoliopsida; Brassicales; Brassicaceae
Product: dirigent protein 19
Exons: 1
Coding region: 25-579 (184 amino acids)
Source: RefSeq, a predicted model, not a curated record